UGGGCCUCCUCCCUGGCAGUGCAGGGGUUAGGAUGAUGCAGGCACAGAACAUGUGCUCUUUUCUCCUUCUUCUUUCUCCUUCCUUCCCCUGCUCUCCUCUCUGCCAAGCUGUCAGCUGAUGGGACUGAUCACCCAAGCGUGGCGCAUGCAGCCAGAUCAGCUUCUCGUCCUCCCCAUUCAAGCUUCUGUUACCCCACCCCUUCUCCCAGCGGGCCCCAAUGCACCCCAAAUCCGUGCCCAAUUUAGCCCUUGCACCCCUGCAGCACCAUGCAUGUGCCAGCUCUGCAGAUGCCAGCCCUCUUCCCACCGCAGCAGCUCAUGCAAUGCUUUGCAAAUAGUCCUUUGUUUACAUGCAAUGCCUUACUCUGCGGAAGAAGGGCUGGGAUUUGGCUGUGGGUUAGGAGAAGGAGGGGGGAGUGUAGGCUGGGGAGGCUCGGAGGGGGAGGGGUGCUGUUUCUGAUCUCUCACCAGCUGUUUCCCGCCUUGAAACAGACAUCAGCUGCAAACACACACUCACAUUGAGAGGCAGAACACAAGGAGAGAGACAGACACCUCCCCCCGAUCAUCUGGGACAUCCUACACACUACACCAUUGAUCCCCUGCAUGCACCAUCACCUAAUCAAUAAGGCUGAUCGGGGGAGCCCACAAAGAGCACGAGCAGAAAAAGGGGGGCGCUGCUAUUACUACUAUACUACUAAGGGGGUGGUGGGAGGGAUAGGCUUUUUUGGGGGGUGGAGGUUGGUCCUCCUGCUGAUUGCUAUGGAGUAUUUCAUGAUGCCCGCGCAGAAAGUGCCCUCCCUGCAACACUUCAGGAAGACGGAGAAAGAAGUCAUUGGUGGCCUGUGCAGCCUUGCAAACAUCCCCCUGACACCAGAGACGCAACGAGACCAGGAAAGGCGGAUACGCAGGGAAAUCGCAAAUAGCAAUGAACGUCGCCGCAUGCAGAGCAUCAAUGCUGGAUUCCAGUCUCUGAAAACUUUAAUUCCCCACACGGAUGGGGAGAAACUAAGCAAGGCAGCAAUACUGCAGCAGACCGCAGACUAUAUAUUCUCCCUGGAACAGGAGAAGACCAGGUUACUGCAGCAGAAUAACCAGCUCAAGCGCUUCAUACAGGAGUUCAAUGGCUCUUCUCCUAAGCGGCGACGGGCGGAAGACAAGGAUGAGGGCAUUGGCUCUCCGGAUAUCUGGGAAGAAGAAAAAGCAGACGACUUGAGAAGAGAAAUGAUUGAACUGAGGCAACAACUGGACAAAGAACGUUCCGUGAGGAUGAUGCUGGAGGAGCAGGUGCGGGCUCUGGAAGCUCACAUGUACCCUGAAAAGUUGAAGGCUAUAGCUCAACAAAUCCAGGAAGAGGGAGGGCAGGGACAAUCGAACGAGUCACUGGACAGGGGUGACCAACCUCUCCAAUCUCAGCUCCUGGGAUCACAUGUGCCCUUGGCGCCUACUCAUCACCCCACCGUAAUCGUCCCCGCUCCACCACCUCCAACUUCUCAUCACGUCAAUGUUGUGACUGUGGGACAUUCCUCAGUAAUCAGUUCUGUGUCCACAUCUCGGCAAAACCUGGACACCAUUGUGCAGGCCAUACAGCACAUAGAGGGCACACGAGACAAACAGUUGCAGGAAGAUGAGCAGCGAAGAGCGGUCAUUGUGAAUGUCUCGCGCCCGGGCGACGAUUCAGACACCGCGUCGGACACAGAAUGCGACGAUAGCGAGGCAGAUCAAAACAAGGAUGACGCAAUGGAGGACCCCUGACAUCUACUGCCCUUCCCACGACUGGGCGAGAGACUGGGGGAACUGGAGGGAAGGAAGCUGAGAGGGUACUUGAGGGAGCACAGUCAGGGGGUUGCUCCCUGCCAGGCUCCUUCCCCAAUCUGUAGGGUUUAUAGGGUGGUCUACUGCUGACCGCAAAAGAUACUGUACUGAGGUUGUUGAGGGAGAAAAAGGGUAAAAGCACUAAGGGGUUGUCCUGGUCUGUUAGACAAAAAGGAGGAGUGUCAUUGUGGUAGGGGUGCUUACAUUUUUUUACAGAUAUAUUUUUCCUUUAUUAUUCUGUUCCUUAAAUUUACAGCAGUCCCUGAAUUCACAGAACAUAAAUUUCCUUUUUACGCCUUUUCCCAGCUAAAGGGGUGAAGGCCUGCACUUGAGAACGAGUCCCUCGGGUCAGUAUAUAGGUAUACGAGGAAUAGUCCUGCCUCCCAGGAGACAGUAGGUAUGGGAUUACCAGUCACGCCGUACCAAUUUAUACCUUUAUAGAUACAUUUUUAUACUUCUAUAUUUUAUAGAGCUCUUCUGUAUAUAAUAGACCUAUAUUUAACACCGGUUUCUUAUAAAGAGGCUCGGUUGGGACAAUGUUCUGGAUAAAGCUUAACAAGCCCCGAUUUUUUUUAUUCUGCGAUAUCCUUGUCAACAUAGUUUCCUAUUAGAAGAAAAAAAUUAAAACUCUGUACAGCGGUGUUUCCCAACCACGGUGCCUCCAGCUGUUGCAAAACUACAACUCCUAGCAUGCCCGGACAGCCGAAGGCUGUCCGGACAUGCUGGGAGUUGUAGUUUUGCAACAGCUGGAAACUGUCGUACAGCCCAUACAUUUUUUUUUUUUGUUUGUUUCUUUCUUUUUGGAGAACUGAGAUUUCUUUAGGAUCUUGCAUUCUAAAAAUGUAUAAUAACUUUCAUAAAGUCUUAGGGACCCCCCUUAUGUUUAGAGCUGUACAUGAACAGACCAUGCAAAGUCUUAGCACUACAUUCUGGCUUCCAUAUUUUGAUUUUUAUUUGCUUUUCUGUUUGCUGCUGUGGCCUUCAAUUUCUUAUUUUAUUUUUUUUCUUCCCCCCCCCCCCCCCCCCCCAAGAUCCUUUCCAUCUGUUCUGAAUUUGUAUAUAGUUUAAAAAAAAACAAAAAACUAAAACCUGGGAUACACGGUGGGUUUAUACUGGCAGGCAGAGUCGCAAUCUUCUAUUUCCAAAUUGCUAAAAAUUUUACUUCGCUACAUCUACUGGCCAGAAGCAAUGUUGAACUUCUUCUUUUUUCCAAAACUAUAAAAAAAAAAAAAAAAAAAAAAAUAAAACAAUAUUGAAUAUUGUUAAAUUUAGGUUUUACAUUGAAAUUUCACUUAUUUUUGGAUGUUCAAUUAGUCCCCGUAUAUAACGGAAGGGUGGCAGCUUAGGCAAAAUGAAGCCUAACGUUUUGUUAUGGGGUAUCCAUCACCUACAGACAAUCCAGGUACAUUUUUGGGCUAUAGGAAGCAGUCUUUGCUGGUUGCUGUUGCUGGUUUCAGCGUCUGUAUUAUGGCUGCAGGUCUAAUGCCCAAAAAAAAAAUGGCAGCACCGAAGUGAUCAGGGCCUGGCCUGGGCAAAACGUUUAUAGGGAGAGGGUGAGAAUCGGCAUCAUAGUGGGGCCAUUUGUCGCCACCAUAAAGAACCAUCCCUGGCAACGCAGCCAUCCCCCUGCAAGUGGGAAAAGAAGUAACAGACUUUGUCGCGAGCAUUGGAAGAACUCUAUUAUAAUUAUAGCUGCUGAAAAGAUACAGACAGGUGUUUUUCAUACAGCGGCCUCUGCAGGAGGGGAGGUAGUAUCACAUGCCACUUUGAGGGUAUACAUUAUGAAAUUCUGAGUGGACAUUCUCAAAUCAGUCGGUGCUGGGACUUGCUCCAUAUCAAUUGACGGCAAUUGAUUUCCGAGCAGAUUCUGCUGAAAAAAAUUACAUAUUGGUUCAUUUCGGCAGAGUCUAGAAUAAAAAAAAAUAAUGCAGUGGUGUGGCCGAAUCCUAUUGAAAACAAUGGGAGGCUGCUGCAUCGGAAUUACCAGCCAAAUUUCUCCAUGUAAAUGUAUCCUCGCAAAUGAGUUGAGCAGUGUUUUCUCAGGUAGAGGUAAAUUCUAUUAGGUAUUAGGAUGUAGAGACAUGGGUUGUCCAAUUUGGGCAAACCCCCCCCCCCCCCCCUUUAUUUUUUUUAAUCUCCUUGUGCACCUUGCUUUAGGGUAUCUUCUCACUGAGUAAUUGACAAAGAAUAAUUUUCAGUCAGGAAAUUUUAAUAAAUCUGCCAUCUUCUGCUUGUUGCGGAAUAUAAAGAGGAAGUCGGGAGGAGGAUUAGGAAAUUCUGUGGAGGAAGUUCAGCCACUUUGGGGUUUUUACCGAGAAAAAAAUCUGCGUUAAUUCUGCCUCAAACUAACUUUGUCAGAAAAAAAAAAAUAAAGUCCCAUUGACUUCAAUAGGCUUUUACCAUUGGAUUCUGCCAGAAUGAUGAACCCAUUUAGGGUGCAUUCCCACACGGCGUAUUUGCUGCGUAUUUGCUGCUGCAUAUUUUAUUUUCUCUGUUGAUGUCAAUGGGUAGGAAAAUACGCAGCACCAAAUACGCAGCAAAAUACGCCGUGUGGGAACGUACCCUAAAUCUUCUGGCGGAACACUGUUCGGCAUCAGAAUUUUAUCUGAGGAACUGUGUGAACAGAGAGGUGGAAAGACCAUUGAAGUCAAUGGAACUUAAAGGUGUAAUUGGAGCUGAAUACUGGCGCGAAAGUACUCAAGUGAAUUCCUAGUCAGUUCCUCGGUGUGAACCUACCCUUAUGCAAGUGCAUGUUAUGGAUGGCCGUCGGCAGUAUGGCUCUCUGUUGCUUGUCCUUUGAGACAAACGGGUUGCUAGGCUUUUAAAGAGCGGUUGUCAGGUAGAGUCCCUAGCAACCAGUCAGUAUCAAAUUCAGGGGACAGACCAAGCUUGCUCUUCUGUUUUUCUAGCUGUUUUAUCGAUCUCGUAUAUAUUUUAAGCCCACAAAAUGACUACCUCAUUGCUUGUAGAUAAAGGAUACUCUCUCUCAAAGGGAUAUGCAGUUACAUAUGAGGACGGACUAACUGCUUCUUUGUAGGCCGAAGCCUUCAUUUGCAGUAGAUUGGGGGGGGAAAUGAGACGUUUUGCCAACCUUUUCAUUAUAAAGUGGGAUCAGCAACUCGGUGGGCUGACAUAGACAUUUGUAAUAAAAUGAUUGCUGGGUUAAAGGGGUACUCCGCCCUUAGUCAUCUUAUCCAAAGGAUAGGGGAUAAGAUGUCUGAUCGCUGGGACCCCCACAAUCUCUGUGCAGCACUUGGCCUUCGUGUAGAACGCUGGGAGUUGGCGGCGGGGGUCGUGACGUCACGGCCACGCUCCUCGUGACCUCACCCCCUCACUGCAAGUCUAUGAGGGGGCGUGGCUGCCGCCACGCCCCCUCUCAUAGACUUGCAGUGAGGGGGCGCGGCUGUGACAUCGCGACGCCCACUCCAAACAUUCGGGAACUAAAUGUUCCGGACGCAGGGGCAGCGGAGUACCCCUUUAAGACAUUCUUUAUAUAUCCAAACUGUGGACCUCCCAGAUGCUUGAAGUUGUAAUUUUGCAACAUCUGGAGGGUCACUGUUAGGAGACCACAGGCUUAGUGGAGACUUCCAGAUCAUAUGAGGCAUGAAGCGCCUCUGAAGAGUACAUAGACUAGGUUCUAAUACUUGUAAUGGAUUCUUCACUAUGUCAUUCCAGUAGGACUUGCUAUAAGUAACCCCUUUUGAGUUUUGGCGCCACCUUGUGCCAGUGCAUUCUUACAUUUGCACCAAUGAGAUUUGAUGGCGGUGUGGUUAGAUACGGAAGAUUCUGUACGUGGAGGUGCAGGCUCUAACUAUACACCUCCGCCGUUUACUUCUUUAUCCGGGUUUUUUUUUUGUUUUUUUUGCAUCAUAAGCACUUAAAUGUCAUUUUUUUUAUUUUAUUCUUUCUAUUUUUGCCUGCUAGGGAUAAUUCUGCCAGUAAGGAUGCUAAAUGUUAGACCGCUGGCGCCUUCCUUCUCGGUGGCGGCUGAAUGAAUUACAUGCUGUGACUUACAGUGGUGAAUGCAGUUUAUCCAGGCACUGACCCCCUAUAGUUUUUAUAGCUAUAUAUAUUAAGAGGUCCUGUUUGUUGCAUUUAAAGGGGUACUCCGCACCCCUAGACAUCUUAUCCCCUAUCCAAAGGAUAGGGGAUAAGAUGUCAGAUCGCCGGGGUCCUGCUGCUGCUGGGGACCCCCUUGAUCUACCAUGCAGCACUCGCCUUUAGCGGCUUCCGGAACCGCUGGAGGUCCUCAGGCUGAGUCCAUCUUGACCACGAGGACUGAGCAUAUUGACGUCACGGCUCCGCCCCUGUGUGAUGUCAUGCUCCGCCCCCUCAAUGCAAGUCUAUUGGAGAGGUGUGACAGCUGUCACUAUGCUCCGUCCCCGUGAUCGCCAGUAAUCAUACCCGGAGCGAACACUCUCCGGGAACUGAUUCUAACGGGGUGCGGCGUGGAAGAUAAAGGGGGUCCCCAGCGGCGGGACGCCCGCGAUCAGGCACCUUAUCCCCUAUCCUUUGGAUAGGGGAUAAGAUGUCUUAGCGCCGGAGUACCCCUUUAGCAUACGUUGCACUGUAUAGGCCAAUGAUUUCCCAACUAGGCUGCCUCCAGCUGUUUUAAAAACUACAACUCCCAGCAUUCCUGGAGAGACAAAACUGGUAUAUGCAUACAGUGGCAUAGGUCACAGAUAAGUUCCCAUGUAGCCAAAAAAUAAAUAUAUAUAAUAUAAAAUUAAUUUUGUUUUUUUUUUUGUAGAAUCUUAACUUGGUUUUUCUACCAACCAGAACACUUUCUAUGGCUUCUGCCAGGUAAAUUGGGGGACCUAUGGCCAUGUUCAAAUAAUGCGACGAGAACACAUCCUAUGGCGGCAAAACACGGGCAGAUGUUUUUGUUGUAGUCUCCUUAUACCCUCUAUUGAUUGAGGCCCAUCAAACUGAUUCCCAUGGUAUCUUUAUUCCUAUCAUUUAAAUAUUUUGGAUGUGCACACAAGGGCAUAUUCCAAUCUCUUUUUUUUGUAUUGAUGGGAAUUAAAAUUUGUAAAAAAAAAUAAAAAAAAUAAAUAAAAUAAAAAGGUAAAUUCUUUACCACUGUAAGUCACAUCAUUACUUCUCAGCACACGGAACAGGAACACGCCGCAGCUUUAAGACUCGUCCCCGCCCAUUCCCAGCACUCCUCCCCCUCUUCACCUUACGAUCGAUCUUCCUUCAUAAAUAUAUAUAUAUUUUUUUUUUUACCAUUUCAGCUCUUGUGUUUGAGAAAAAAAGCUAUUUUAUAUUUUGUUAAGAAAGUGACCUAAAAAAAAAAAACCUGCAAGGCGUUAGCCUUUGUAAAGAAACAAAAUAAAAAAUGUUUGUAC
Hyla sarda is the source of this 7163-nucleotide messenger RNA. RefSeq names its product transcription factor AP-4 (gene TFAP4). NCBI's taxonomy places the organism in Eukaryota, Metazoa, Chordata, Amphibia, Anura, Hylidae. Bases 604 to 1752 code for a protein of 382 amino acids. Gene Ontology annotation, molecular function: RNA polymerase II cis-regulatory region sequence-specific DNA binding; protein dimerization activity; DNA-binding transcription factor activity, RNA polymerase II-specific. Gene Ontology annotation, biological process: regulation of transcription by RNA polymerase II. The record is from RefSeq and is a predicted model, not a curated record. Gene Ontology annotation, cellular component: nucleus. The transcript is spliced from 7 exons.